UUUGAAGUAAUUUUAUAUGGAAUUAUCUGAGGAAUAAAUUUAAAUAUUUUUAAUGAUAUACAAAAGAGACUAGAUUGUGAAGAAAUGGGGGUGAAAAGGUUUAUAUGUACUUAUAGGAAUUUAUAAAUGAGUCAAAAGACAGCCAAUCAGUCAACUUGGCAUAGACUAUAUUGUAGUUUGAAAUGUUGACUUUUUGGUCACUGAAUGACAUGUCACAUUUUAUUUGUUAAGUGGGGCCAAAAUGCCGCUUCUCAAAAAAGUCCAUUUUGAGAAAGCACCCAUCCCAGAAAACCUGAAAGACUCAGACGAAGUUUUUUACUGUGAAUUCACCGACGAAAUCUUCCGAGAUUAUGAAGAAUACUCUGAAAAAAUCAUCCUGUACAACUCCAUGGUGUGGACUUGUGCAUUCACUGGAAAAACAAAUCUUACCUACAUCGAAGCUCUGGAAAGUGAGGAGCAAGCUAGGAAAAGCAUUCAAGAAUUCUCAGUUGAACUGAGGAUACCUUUACUGUACUUGGCCACAAAAACACAAAGAACUUCUUUCAUGGAGUUGUCCGAGGAUGUUUUUAUGUACAUGAAAAAUAGGUAUUUCAUUGGUGAGAAUAUAGAAGCUUCGUUUACUGGUAAUAAGUGGAAAGACUGUCAUAUUCUACAGGUUAUGGCUCCUACUGACCCUCUUCCUAAAACUCCACGAAAGAACGGCGCUAAGAACGAAGACAGACAGUUUUGGCCCCCUGCUACAGCUUAUAAGUAUGAAAUUGAACAUAUGGAUGCUGAAGAUAAUGAUAUUAGUGAGAUCAUGAUUGUAGAUUGUAGCCAGUUAAGGAGAAAAAAGGCUGCUUUCAAUAGAGAAAAAUGCAAGUUGUUCUUGAAGCAGUAUGUCGAACAAGAUGACAGACGCGUUUUUGUCGUAAAACCAUCAGUACUCGCUGAUUUCGGGAUUUUCAAAGUCAAAUGGGACCAAAUUUUCGACGGACCUUUGCCAGACUUUGAAUUUUCUCCAGUUAAAAAGAAGUCGCCUUACAUGAACGGCAAAAAACAAAAACAAGAAACUUUGGCGAAUUUCUUGAUGAGAAGUUCCAAAACAAAUGGAGCAAAUAAGGAGAGAAAACAGUCAAAUCUCUUGGAGCAACUUAAAAAAAGAGAAGAAGAGUUCAAAUUGAAGAAACAGCAGGAACACGAGCAAAAACUGGCGAAAAAACAGAUGCAAAAACAAGAAAGCAACCUGUUGAUAAGUCUAACGAAGAAGUGGUACAGACCGAAAGAAGAUCUCUCACUAGAAAAUCAACAAAAACUACCUGUUCUAUAUCAAGUGAUCUCGAAGAUACCUGAAGAACACUUUGGCAGUGUUUUGAUGAUAGCAGAAUUCGCGGAAACAUUCUCAAAGUUACUUGCAACCAAAGAUUUCUUUCCUGGAGGUUUGACGUUGGACGUUUUAGAGAGAGCUAUGACAGAAUUAGAGAUCAGUGGACCUUUUGCUGACAUAAUACAAAUGUUUUUAACAGCACUUUUCAAUGCACAAGAUGAGGAAUCUAGCCAGUACCGAACUACUACUGAAGAUACAGCUGACAUCAAAGAUGAAGAACUUCAAGAUGAUUUAAGCAUGAAAGAUGUUACUAGACUUGCAACGCUUGCUUCAAAAUGGAGUUCCAGAUAUUUGGGAUUGCCUUUAGCCAAGUUGCCUCUAUAUGCUGUGACAGUUACUGAGAUUCUUAGAUUGCACUUAUUGAGCUCUGGUGUAAGAAUUAACGAAACAGGAUAUAGAUGGAGAUAUGCUCAACGAGGAGGUUAUACAAAUGAAGCAGAUCCAGGUUUGCAUCUUAGGUUAGAACAUCCUCAUAUUCUGCGAGCCUUGGGAACCCAAUGUGUCAUUGAGUUGCCUAUUGAGGAUAAGCUGAGGAUUAUAGAUUGUCUUAUGAAUCAGUUGUUGACAUAUGCUGAUGUUAGGGAUAUUGUUGAAGAAAAAUUGGAAAGUACAAAGGAAUUGAAGCUUGAAUUAAAAUCUGUGCAACUAGCUGAGAGAAAAAGACAUGGAGAGUACUUGGCAAACAAAUCAAAGUUGCAGAAAGAAAUGAUAGGAGAUCCGAAGCUGCAAGAUGAGUUGGAGAAGUUGCAGAAAGAGGCUGAGAAGAAACAUGAAGAGAACACUAACAAGAUAGAAGAGCUGCAUAAGAGUAUCUACGAAUCUGUGGAUUUUUUGGGACAUGACAGAGCAUUCCGAAAGUACCUGAAACUCAACUCAAUCCCUGGUUUGUUUGUGAAUUGGGAAGGGAACAACGGAGAAUGCCUCUCAGAGGUAGUUCACCAGUAUUCUAAUUUGGUAAACCCUAGUACCUCAAUUUUGAAUAAGUAUUUUAGAGAGAAUUUUAUAAACAAAUCUGAUGGAUCUCCCAAGAAAUCUCCUAAAAAAUUUAACGGAUCUCUGAACGGUUCUUUGACAAAACAAGACGAACAUACUUUGACAGAUCUAUUGAUGUGUAAUACUGACCCUGAGACUUGUAAAGUACACUCCGAUAAGGUGAAACGUCCAAAGUGGUUAUUCAUCCAUGACAAGAAUCAGCUGGAGGAGUUUGAGAAUACUUUGAAUCCCAGAGGAGAAAGAGAAGGUGAACUUCUGAGUAUGAUAAAAAAUAACAAGGAAAGAUUGAUGGCUCUGAUUGAGGAGACCCCAGUUACUACGCUCAAUCCGAAUGUCAAAGUUCCUCAAAGUGAGGAUGAAGACCAAGAACAGAAAUCUAAGAAGACUAGUAAAAGAGGGAAGAAUAAGUAUGAAGACGUCAAUCUCGGAUACCCUGUUGAUAUGAAUCCUCAAAAAGUGCUUGAAAAUGCGCUGGUAGAUAAUAUUUUGGAGUUGGAAGAGAAAAUGUCUGCAGGAGGUUUAGGGAAGCUUUCGGUUAAGAAUAGAGAAGCGUGGAGAAAUUGUUUGCAAAGUAAAGAGUAUGAUAGUUUGAAUGAGCAUGUGACAAAAGACAAGAAGGUGGAGAAUGUUAAGAAGGAGAAUAGAAAUAGUAAUAGCCGUUCAGCUACACCAGAAAUUCCUAGUAAAGAAGAAAAGUAUCAGGAUCCGGCAAAGUUCCUUGGCUGUACUGAAAGCGAAUCAGCUGACAUUGAGCAACAAGAAAACCUCAAAAAAUCUCUGAAAGCUCUAACGACAGCGUUGACUCAAGUAGCUUACUCCUUAGAACCUAAGUACCUCAAGAAACCCCUCGGCCAUGCUGAAGGCUGGAGAAGCAAAAAAUCUCACGGCGAUCUCUUAGACAAAUGGGAACAAUCUUUGGCCGCAAGCACCAGCUUUAGUCAGAUAUUCCUCCACUAUCUCACCUUAGACUCUUGCAUAAUGUGGUCUCGAUCAGCGUUACUCGCCAGAUGUCGCAUUUGUCGAAGACAAAAGGACUCGGAGAAUAUGCUGUUGUGUGACAAUUGCAAUCUAGGACAUCAUUUGUAUUGUUUGAAGCCAAAGUUGUCGAGUAUACCGCAAGGGGAUUGGUUCUGCGAUAGGUGCAAGAAGGAGAAGGAGAAAGAAGAGAGAUUAAAACAACCUUCGGAGCCGCAACCUGCGAAGAAGAGGAAGAUUUUCGUGGAUGAGGAUGUCGAGGAAGAAGAGAGUGGCGAGGAAGAAGAUGAUGUUGAUGAAGAGGAAGAAGAUGAUGACGCCGAUGAAGAAAGGUUAUGCAAGCGAUGUGGCUCAGGCGGGGAAGUAAUCACCUGCGAAAAAUGCUCAGUGUACUACCAUUUAGAAUGCUGCAAGCCCCCGAUGAGGCGAGCCCCUAGGGGCGCCUGGACAUGCGAAAAAUGCAAAAACAAAUCCGAGACAAAACGCAAACGAUCCUCGUCACCUGAAAAUGGCGCGCGAACAGGCGGUAGAAGAAAUGACAGAUAUUUGCCCCUACAUAACGCAGCUCUUCAAGAACUGCUCAGUGACGUCAUAAAACACGAUGACGCUUGGCCGUUCUUGAAACCCGUGCAAAAGUCCGAAGUACCAGACUAUUAUGAAGUCAUAGAGAAACCGAUGGACUUCGGGACCAUUAAGUACAAGCUGAACAUGGGCGAGUACUCCGAGGAUAGUGAGGUUAUGGACGAUGUCGUGUUGAUAUUCGAGAAUUGCAACACGUACAAUAAUUCCGACGCUGAAGUGUACAAAUGCGGUGUGAGAUUGUUGAAGUAUUUUGCGCAGAAGGCGAAAGAGUUGGAUUUGGAGGUGCCCGAAGAGUUAGAAGUUGAGGAAGAGCAGCGAUCUACGAAGAGGUCGCGCAACAAAUGA
Messenger RNA from Acanthoscelides obtectus, 4261 nucleotides. Lineage: Eukaryota; Metazoa; Arthropoda; Insecta; Coleoptera; Chrysomelidae. The record is from the annotation of a GenBank genome assembly.